Trichomycterus rosablanca is the source of this 2294-nucleotide messenger RNA. It is a transcript of the gene hspa8, whose product is annotated as heat shock protein 8. The transcript has 9 exons. The record is from RefSeq and is a predicted model, not a curated record. Gene Ontology annotation, molecular function: ATP-dependent protein folding chaperone; ATP binding. Lineage: Eukaryota; Metazoa; Chordata; Actinopteri; Siluriformes; Trichomycteridae. Bases 105 to 2048 code for a protein of 647 amino acids. Gene Ontology annotation, cellular component: plasma membrane; cytosol; cytoplasm.
CUUCUGGAACGUUCUUUCUUUCUCUGUUCAGCAUCGAGGUUAGGCCGGCACCUCCUCAGAGUAUCUGCAACUUCCAUCCGCUUUGCUACAUAAAACUUGACAAGAUGUCUAAGGGACCAGCCGUUGGCAUCGACCUGGGGACCACCUACUCAUGCGUUGGUGUCUUUCAGCAUGGCAAAGUUGAAAUUAUUGCCAAUGACCAAGGAAACAGAACCACACCAAGCUACGUCGCCUUCACCGACUCUGAAAGGUUGAUUGGUGAUGCAGCCAAGAACCAAGUGGCCAUGAACCCCACCAACACAAUCUUUGAUGCCAAGCGACUGAUUGGCAGAAGGUUUGAAGAUUCUGUGGUUCAGUCUGACAUGAAGCACUGGCCAUUUCAGGUGAUCAGUGAUGGCGGACGCCCUAAAGUGGAAGUGGAGUACAAAGGAGAGACUAAGAACUUCUACCCUGAGGAGAUUUCCUCCAUGGUGCUGGUUAAGAUGAAGGAGAUUGCCGAAGCCUACCUCGGAAAAACGGUCAACAAUGCUGUAAUUACUGUACCAGCUUACUUCAACGACUCUCAGCGUCAAGCCACCAAAGAUGCCGGUACCAUCUCUGGUCUUAAUGUUCUGCGUAUCAUCAACGAGCCCACCGCUGCUGCCAUUGCAUAUGGUCUUGACAAGAAGGUUGGUGCUGAGAGGAAUGUCCUGAUCUUCGACCUUGGUGGUGGUACCUUCGAUGUGUCCAUCCUUACAAUUGAAGAUGGCAUCUUUGAGGUAAAAUCCACUGCUGGUGACACUCACCUGGGUGGUGAAGACUUCGAUAACCGCAUGGUAAACCACUUCAUUGCCGAGUUCAAACGCAAACACAAGAAGGACAUUAGCGACAACAAGAGAGCCGUUCGCCGUCUGCGCACUGCCUGUGAACGUGCCAAGCGCACCCUGUCCUCCAGCACCCAGGCCAGCAUUGAAAUCGACUCCCUGUAUGAGGGUGUUGAUUUCUACACCUCGAUCACCAGAGCUCGCUUUGAGGAGCUCAAUGCUGAUCUCUUCCGUGGAACCCUGGACCCAGUUGAGAAGUCUCUCAGAGAUGCCAAGAUGGACAAAGCUCAAAUCCACGACAUUGUUCUGGUCGGUGGCUCUACUCGUAUCCCCAAGAUCCAGAAGCUUCUUCAGGACUUCUUCAAUGGCAAGGAGCUCAACAAGAGCAUCAACCCCGAUGAGGCUGUGGCUUAUGGAGCAGCUGUCCAGGCUGCCAUCCUGUCUGGAGACAAGUCCGAAAAUGUUCAGGAUCUGCUGCUGCUAGAUGUCACCCCUCUGUCUCUCGGUAUUGAGACUGCCGGCGGAGUCAUGACCGUUCUCAUCAAGCGUAACACCACCAUUCCAACCAAGCAGACCCAGACAUUCACCACCUACUCUGACAACCAGCCUGGUGUGCUCAUUCAGGUUUAUGAAGGUGAGCGUGCCAUGACCAAGGACAACAAUCUGCUGGGCAAGUUUGAGCUGACUGGAAUCCCACCUGCACCUCGUGGAGUGCCCCAGAUUGAGGUCACCUUUGAUAUUGAUGCUAACGGCAUUAUGAAUGUCUCCGCUGCGGACAAGAGCACUGGCAAGGAGAACAAGAUCACCAUCACCAAUGACAAGGGUCGCCUCAGCAAGGAGGACAUCGAACGCAUGGUGCAAGAGGCCGAGAAGUACAAGGCUGAGGAUGAUGUACAACGUGACAAGGUGUCUUCCAAGAAUGGGCUGGAGUCCUAUGCUUUUAACAUGAAGUCCACUGUGGAGGAUGAGAAACUGAAGGGUAAAAUCAGCGAUGAGGACAAGCAGAAAAUCCUGGACAAAUGCAAUGAAGUCAUCGGCUGGCUUGACAAGAAUCAGACUGCUGAGAGAGAGGAGUAUGAGCAUCAUCAGAAGGAGCUGGAAAAGGUGUGCAACCCAAUCAUCACCAAACUGUACCAGGGUGCUGGAGGCAUGCCAGACGGUAUGCCAGGUGGUUUCCCAGGAGCUGGCGCUGGUGCUGCACCUGGUGGUGGAUCUUCCGGUCCCACCAUCGAGGAGGUCGAUUAAGCCAUUUCCGACAUGCACUACCUCUGAAGUUUACUGAAUUUGCCCUCUGUAGCUGGAUUCCAAAGCUGGUUGUGUUUUGGCUUUUCUGCUACAGAGCGACUGCAGUGGGAAAAAGGGAUUUAGGGAUCUCAUCACAAAAAACAGAUUUUUUUACUGGAAUGUUGCACAAAUCUAUUUAUCAUGAGGCUACAGAAGCCUUUAACUGCCUUGUUUCGCCUUCACAUUAAUAAAGAGAACUACUUCCCA